This is a messenger RNA of Didymella exigua CBS 183.55, 1197 nucleotides long. RefSeq names its product alpha-ketoglutarate-dependent taurine dioxygenase. The record is from RefSeq and is a predicted model, not a curated record. Gene Ontology annotation, cellular component: cytoplasm. NCBI's taxonomy places the organism in Eukaryota, Fungi, Ascomycota, Dothideomycetes, Pleosporales, Didymellaceae. The transcript is spliced from 2 exons. The coding region runs from base 1 to 1197 and encodes 398 amino acids. Gene Ontology annotation, molecular function: 2-oxoglutarate-dependent dioxygenase activity.
AUGGCACCUGGACUAGUAGACCCAGCCUUCCAAUCGAGGGAAGCGGCUCCCGGGAAAAGCCUUAAGCACGCUGUCAAGCCUGCCAACACUCAUAACUACGUGCCCGGACGCACAGCAGUCACACAGCACGACGACACAUACGAAUUCGAGCAUCUCCGACCACGCUUCCCUGAUAUCACAUGGCCUGCGCUUGAGGAGCACACAUAUGUUGACAAGGGCCUGCUCGGUGACGUCAACUUCAAGAAUCUUCUGUCGUCCGCCACAGAGGUCUUCGACUACAACCCAAAGAUUGGAACCGAAGUUCAUGGCGUCGACCUCGCCAACCUCACAGAUCUCCAAAAGAAUGAUCUUGCAAGGCUGAUCGCAACAAGAGGUGUGAUCUUCUUCCGUGACCAGAAGAACUUCGGUAUCAAGGAGCAGCGCGCUCUCGGACAGUACUUUGGCCAGCUGCACAAGCAUGCCACUACUGCUGUUCCCCGUGAGGAAGGUCUCGAGGAUGUACAUGUCGUCUACACCGGUGAAGGCUCACCCGAUCUCCGUUCGCUGUUCUCUCCUACUUUUCUCUGGCACUCAGACGUCACAUAUGAGAUCCAGCCACCCUCAUACACUUCGCUGAAAGUCCUCACCGGCCCACCUCGUGGCGGUGGCGGUGACACCCUCUGGUCCUCCCAAUACGCCGCCUAUGACAUGCUCUCGCCACACAUGCAGAAGUAUCUCGAGUCGCUCACAGCGCUGCACUCUGCAGAUCUGCAAGCCCAAGGAACACGCGAUCUCGGCCGCACCGUUCGUCGCGAGCCAGUCACAACCGAGCACCCACUCGUCCGUACCCACCCCGUUACAGGCUGGAAGAGCAUCUUCUUCAACCCGGGUUUCGUCACCAAGAUCGUCGGCGUGCCUAAGACCGAGUCCGACCACAUCAUCUCCCUGCUCAACGAGAUUGUCGCCACAUCCCCAGAGUUUCAUGCGCGCUUUCAGUGGCAGGCCGGCGAUGUCGCGUUUUGGGACAAUCGCGUCACUAAUCACUCUGCCACAUAUGGCUUCGCACCGCACCGCCGCCAUGCUGUGCGCGUCUGCAAUCAGGCUGAAAGGCCGUACCUAGACCCCAAUGGCAGGUCACAGGAGCACGACCUGAGCGAGCGCUACGGCAUCCCCAAGGCGAACAAGGACGGCUCUGGUGUUGUCAAUUAUAACGACUGA